AUGGCCAACGCUUCCAUCCCGGGAAGCUCGAGGGCGUUCCCUCUUCCACCCCCCAAUGCGGAUCCUCUCCAGUCCCGCCCCUUCCCUCCAGCGUCCGGUUCAUCCUCGAUCACGACCGCCCCUUCGCUUGCUUCUGCCCUCCAAACACCCCAUCCUACCCCUCAGCGGAACGAGCCCUCAGAGCGCGAGGUAGCGACCUUACCUCCUGCCGUCCCUGCAAGCUUUGUAUCCAUGCCGUCGCUAGGGAUCAAGAGAGAACGCAGUCCCUCUCCGCUACUCUCACUCAAUCCCAUCCUGAUCACCGCAGGUUCCAUGCGCAUCGCGCCUGUCCCCGAAGCAUGCAAGAACUCGAAACCAGGCUUCCAGGUGGCACGCAAAGCUCUCGCGCAAGCUGAGAUGGGGAAACUUCAGAAGCUGGGGCUCCGCCCAACGCGCGUUUUCACGCGUGAAGAUGGCAUGGUCAUUGAUUGGACAAGCCCUGUCGCCGUCAUGUCCGACACCCUACGACCCCCGCCGCUAAUGGAGGCUGCUCAAGGAGAAGGCGAGCCGGUCCCCACUGAGGCUUUCAAUCCCAUGAAGAAAUUCAAGGUGCUCCCUGCCGACCCAUCGUCCAGUGAUGCCGCCCCACCUCCUCAGCCCUUUGGAAUUGAAAAGUUCAAGCGGACUGCUCAUCCACCGGCGAAACCUGCGUCUCGUUCACGCAUGUCUAUCACUCCUCUGGCUAUCAUCGACCUCGCCGAUGAGGGCGAUUCCCAGAGUAUCGGUAAUACCCCGCUUACAACCACGGCGAUGCGAUCCCUCAACAAAUCGAAGUUGACUUCGUCUUCCCGAGAUCCCCAGUCCCGCCCAACCAGUCCUCAAGCGCAUACAAGUGACGACCUCGGGACCUGCGCAGGAUCCUCACGUUUGCGCUCUCCUACCAUCACUCCGUCUGUCUUACCCCCGCCCCACACACCUAUCCCCAUCGCGAACCACACCGAAGGCUCCGUGGCUAGAGACGAAGUACUGACCGAUGCAGCGCUCGACUUCAUACAGCGCUACGCCGCCGCUUUCUUCACCGACCGCGCAUCGCUCGCGCACGCAUACGCCUCCACCGCGCUUCUCUCCGUGCGCUCUCCUGCCUCCGCCUCCUCCGCCGCCCACGUGGGUCGCGCGGCGGUCGUCGCCGCUCUUCUGGGGCUUGACAGCGCACAGGUGCUCGAGCCGCACGUGCGUUGUGCGGGCGGCGAGGGGGGUGGAGGUGCAGCCGACGAUGUGGGGAUGCCACUCGACUACGACGUCGUCGCGCUCCAGCGGGAGGAGGCCGUGCUGAUCAUUACCUAUUCGAGCCCGGGGAGCCCGGAGAGGCGCAAGGGCAAGGGAAGGGGAGAGGACACAGGGAAGGGGAAAGAGAGGGCGCGAGAGCGACGGGCGGACGAAGGGGACGGGGACAACGGGGACGGGCGGCGGUGGGUGUGCGAGCAGCGGUUCGUCCUCCGGCGGCGGGAGCUGGAGGCGGCAGACAGGGACGCGCCGGGCCUCUGGCCGUUUGUCGCAGUGCUGCACCAGAUGGCGGUCAGACAGCUUCCUCGAGGUUUGAGAUGA
Molecule: messenger RNA, 1584 nt
Organism: Epithele typhae
Lineage: Eukaryota; Fungi; Basidiomycota; Agaricomycetes; Polyporales; Epitheliaceae
Exons: 4
Coding region: 1-1584 (527 amino acids)
Source: RefSeq, a predicted model, not a curated record